AUGCUCUUGGCCUACGUCCUCAUCUUCCUCCUCCAGCUUACCGCCUCGACCUGCUAUGCCACCAGCCGGAAUCAACACCUCCUCUUCGCUGGUCGCGCCGACGAUGCCGCCACCGCCCUUUUGCCGGUGGCGAUCCAUCAUCAUCACGACCACCGCCACACCGCCAAGGCAGAGGUUCUGUCCGAGUCCGACUACAACGACGACGUGCGGCAUUACCACCCUGCGAUGAUGGCGCGGUGGCGAGGAGCGGCACCGCCGCGGCCACCGUCGCCGCCCAGCGUGGAGUUGGCUGGCAUCGGAGGCUCGCCGCCGCCGCCGCCGCCGCCGCCCUCGUUGUCUGCCGUGGAGCCUAGCGGCGUCGAAGGCGUGCCACCGUCGCCGAUGCCGUCGUCGCCACACGGCGAGGGCGCGUCGUCGUCGUCGGAUGCCUCUGCGACGGAGCAGGAGGCGAGCGCGACGAGCGACGACGUGGACGUGGACGUGGACGCGGACUACGACGGGCCCAUGACGCACCCUCCCUCGCAUAACUAG
Molecule: messenger RNA, 531 nt
Organism: Miscanthus lutarioriparius
Lineage: Eukaryota; Viridiplantae; Streptophyta; Magnoliopsida; Poales; Poaceae
Source: the annotation of a GenBank genome assembly